GCAAGGCAACAACUGCUCAUUGGGAUCAGAAAGUCUUCGAUCGUGAGAUAGUGCGGCUCGUGAGUUACGCGGUGUAUAGACCUCACGUAAUUAGUGUGGUGCGUCGUCAUUGAUUAUUAUUAUUAUUUCAUUAUAAUAUAUAUAUCAGAAUCCGUUAUUUUGUUUUGUCAAAUUCAGUAUAGCAAGUGUUUAAUUGGUUUUGUCAAACAACAAAUUCAAUUAGCUGUUUCAUUUUUAUACUAAUUAAAAAAAUAAAUUUCACGACGACGUCGCUAAUUGUGGUGAUUAAAAUUUUGUUUUGGAAGUGCAGGAAGAGAGGAAAAAAUACAAAAGAGAAAAGAAGUAGUGUGGGAGUUUAUAAAAGCAUCAUAAUUAAUUAAUUGAAAGAAGAUAAAUUAGUAGCUCCAAAAUCUAAUUCAACGACCACGAUCAUUGUGAAUGUUAAAAAAUAUUGGUAUCAUUUUAGCUUGGUGUUAAAUUCGAGAAGCAACGUUAUUUCGACCGCUACGCUUGGUCGCGACGCCAUUUUGAAGAGACUGAGUUGUAGUACAAUUGGAAAGUUGUGUUCCGUCGUUUGAUUAUUAUACGUUUUUUUUUUUUACGUAAAACCCGAUCUCACGUAUUUUUAUUUUUUUUUCUUUACUAUUAUAUUUCGUAAAGAAGAAUUAAGUACGUCGAAGAACUGGCGGCCAGCAGGAAGAAGAAAACUAAAAAGAUUUAUUUAUCAACAUAGCCAGUCGUAAAAUUAACCAUGAGAUCGGAAAUAGGAUCAGCUGCGGAAUUUCUAGUAAAGUUUUUACGAAUGAAGACAGUCAAUUUACCAGAUCAUACACUUGAAAAUUUUAAGGAUUCAUUGACGAAAGUGUUAGAAAAUCAUUACACGGAUCAUUGGUUUCCAGAUACUCCUAAUCGAGGAUCAGGUUACCGUUGUCUUCGUAUUAAUGGGAAAAUGGAUCCGGUGAUUGAACUAGCAGGAGCAAACGUGGGUUUGGUGCCUAGACUACUUCGUGCAUCAUUCCCUACGGAAUUGACUAUGUGGAUUGACCCAUCAGAGGUGUCCUAUCGGAUUGGUGAAAACGGAUCUAUCUGUCACAUAUACGAACGAGUGGAUUCGGACCCUGAAGAAAUAACACCGAGGCCAUCUUCAUCAUCAUCAUAUUCAUCAUCCUCGUCAACUUAUUCAUCGAGCUCAUCAGCGUCCUCAUCAUCCGGCAUGUCACCGUCACCCACAUCGUCCCUUCGCAGCAUUUCUCAACAACAGCAAUUUGAGAGCUGCAAGGACUCACUUAUCCAUGAGCACUUGCAAUUUAAUGAGCAAUUCGCGGCGUUUGUCUCCAGUUGAAUUAAUAAUAUUAAUAAUAUAUCACGACGAGCUCAGCGCUACGUCUAAAUCCUAUUGUGUUUCCUCGUAUUGUUUCACCAAUUGUCAUCAAGAUAGUUUUUUUUUAUCAGUCCUACUCUAUUCAUUAAUAAGAAAAGGUACAUUUUUGGAAAA
Messenger RNA from Cotesia glomerata, 1495 nucleotides. RefSeq names its product protein BTG2-like. The record is from RefSeq and is a predicted model, not a curated record. Gene Ontology annotation, cellular component: nucleus; cytoplasm. Bases 752 to 1342 code for a protein of 196 amino acids. NCBI's taxonomy places the organism in Eukaryota, Metazoa, Arthropoda, Insecta, Hymenoptera, Braconidae. Gene Ontology annotation, biological process: negative regulation of cell population proliferation; negative regulation of mitotic cell cycle. The transcript has a single exon.